GCUCACUUCAUCACUUGUGUGUGUGUGUGUUUACUGAUGUCUUAGACCUGUCUGUAGAAAUGCCCAGAUGAAGUGUGAUGGGUUAUUGAAAUCGAGAGAAAAGAUUGCUUUUUUAUGUUUGCCACAAUGAGAAGAUAGGUUGAGUAUUGGAGUUUUGAGUGAUCAUAGUUGAGUUUUGGGUAUACGACCGAGUGAAUUGGUGUGGUGUGUUUUCUCACUUUUAUUCAUGACACACUGAAUUGGUGUGGUAUGUUUUCUCACUUUUAGUGGAGUGUGUCUUCUGUGGUUGAUGAGGUUGGUGGUGGUGGUGCGUGAUAGGCCGGCAGCUUUUGGGUUUACGUUUGUGGUUUCUUUUUCUUUCCUUUGUUGGUUCUUGGUUAAUUGUUUUGCUUUCUUGUUUUUUUGGAAUCUGCCCUUUCUCUUACUGCAACUGCCUCAGAUCAUACUCAAUUAUCGGAAUCUGAUGGCAGGGAAUAACUCCGCAUUUUUGGCUGUUCCAUGGCUGGGUAUGCUUACUGGAUUGCUCGGGAAUCUCUCUUUGCUAUCGUAUUUUAUCAAGAAGAAGGAAAGUGAAGCUGUGGCGAUCCAGUUGCUAGGAGUCGUAUCUAUAUACGUGGCCAUCUUGCAGCUGGCUAUGGCUGAAGCUAUGACUCUUCCUCAUUUUGUGGCCACUUCGAUAGUGACUGCAUCCGGUGUGAUCAUAAAUUCGUUGAAACACUUCGAUUUGCUUAACAAUGGAAUCUGGAAAUCUUGGGAAGAAUUUAUAACCAUAGCUGGGCUAUCGGCACUUCCACAAGUCAUAUGGUCUACUUUCGUCCCAAUCGUUCCAAACACUGUAUUCCCAGGCUGCAUUGCCCUUUUCACUGCAGUGCUCGUCGUUUCUAAGGCGCGCAUGGGGAAACUGUCAAAGAAAGGUGUAAACAUUCUCGGAUCAGUAUCCGGAUGGACAGCCACACUUCUCUUCAUGUGGAUGCCUGUUGCACAAAUGUGGACAAAUCUUCUGAAUCCCAAAAACAUGAAAGGUCUGUCAGCCGUGACAAUGUUGCUGGCCAUGAUUGGCAACGGUCUGCUGAUCCCACGAGCACUAGUUACUCGGGAUUUAAUGUGGUUCACUGGUUCGACAUGGGCGUGUGUUUUCUACGGAUGGGGCAACCUCGUGUGCUUGUACCGCUUUAAUAGUAUUAGCUGGGAGUUGUUCUUGGUUUCAACUCUUGGGUUUCUUGGUUGGAUGGGAAUUACUUUGUGGAGAGAUGCACAAGUGCAAGGACACCACUCAUCCUUAAAGGAUCUCAUUUUUGGACAUUGAUGUUUUUACAAUGCUAAAUAACAUACUAUCUACCAAAUUAUCUGUUUAUAGCAAAGCGAAUAAGGUAGAAGACACGUGUUGUUGUAAAGUCUAGUUAGAAAGAGUGAUUACUUUGCAUAUGCUUACUACUAAAAUAAUCGAUACUCUAUAAUUUUAGAUAGAAUGCUUUUAAUGUUUUGGGUUGA
Salvia splendens (bonfire salvia) is the source of this 1491-nucleotide messenger RNA. Its product is annotated as maltose excess protein 1-like, chloroplastic. Gene Ontology annotation, molecular function: maltose transmembrane transporter activity. The transcript has 8 exons. NCBI's taxonomy places the organism in Eukaryota, Viridiplantae, Streptophyta, Magnoliopsida, Lamiales, Lamiaceae. Gene Ontology annotation, cellular component: chloroplast envelope. The coding region runs from base 290 to 1306 and encodes 338 amino acids. The record is from RefSeq and is a predicted model, not a curated record.